GUGGCAGGCGCCGCUCCGCAGCGGGGAAAGUGACCGCGGACGCCUCCCACCCCUCCCCAGAUAUUUAUAAGGGGUUCCGAGAGUGGAGGUAUCAGCACACCUGAGGAGGCAGGCGGGUUGGACACGCUCAGGUUCACCCCACUGCAGUGAUGAGAGGAUUCGUUCCCUUUCUCCAUCUGACACUUUCUGUCUGUCUCUGCCGUCCACUUGCUGCACAAAUGAAGACGCUGCAUUUUGGGAGCUGCUCAUUAAAUGCAAACCUUCAGGAAAUAAGAGACUACUUCUCAGAAAUCAAGCACAUCAUACAGGGAGAAGACACCAUCACUGACAUCCGGCUGCUCACAGAGUCGCGAUUCCUUGGAAUCCAGGCUCAAGAGAGCUGCUGUUUCCUGCACCGGAUACUGAGAUUUUAUGUGGAGACGGUCUUCAAGCACCACACCCCAUCCAGCCCUCUCAUUGAGAGAAGGGCCAGUAGUCUGGCCAAUUCCUUCCUCAGUAUCAAGAGGGACCUGCGACGAUGUAAAGCACAGCUGAAGUGUCACUGUGGAGAAGUAUCCAGAGCUAAGAUGGAGGAGAUUCAGAGCACCUUUGAAACACUGGACCUGAAUGCAGCUGCUGUGAAAGCCAUUGGGGAAGUGGAUCUUCUCAUCCAUUGGAUGGCCCAGUUUCAACGGAUCUAGAACUCCUUCCACAGCAGCCUGAACAUGAUGAUAGAGGCUGCAAAGGAUCCAACAAAGAACAAUCAGAUAAUAUUUAAUAAUUGUAUUAUCAUAUUAAGUUAAUGAAUCUGAAUUCCUCAGACUCUUGAGCAGACAAUGAGGUUUAGGGUGUUUGUAGUCUGCUGAUGUGUGCUGGUACAUAGUGAACAGCAAGCACCUUGUCCAAGCAGUGUCUAGUUGGAUUCUUGAGGGUUGAUUUAUAAAGCUGGAGUUUGUUUUUAAUUAUUAAAUUUAUAUUUUUCAUGA
This is a messenger RNA of Pristis pectinata (smalltooth sawfish), 965 nucleotides long. Its product is annotated as interleukin-20-like. NCBI's taxonomy places the organism in Eukaryota, Metazoa, Chordata, Chondrichthyes, Rhinopristiformes, Pristidae. The record is from RefSeq and is a predicted model, not a curated record. The coding region runs from base 150 to 680 and encodes 176 amino acids. The transcript has 6 exons.